UUUGUUUUUUUGCAAAUUGCUUUUUCGGAAGUUGAUAAUUUUUAAGUCUAGAAACUAUAAAAACUGUUGAUUUAGUUGCGGAAAUAUGCAGUUUUGUUAGUGAACGUAAUCGUCAAAGAAGAUCGUUAUUACCUUCCAAGAAUUCAUCUUCAUUCCUCAGUCGCCAAUGUACCCAUUUCAUUUUCACUGUCAUCUAGUGUCCCUGCUACAGUUAACCUGCUUCCAUCACCAUACUACCAUCUGAAUGUAGUAGUUUUACUCAACUCAACGUCGUCAACAAGUUAACGUGAUGGUCAUGUAAUUAGGACUCUGGUAUAUUACAUCCUUGGGUGAUCAUGAAGAGCCGCAUUUUGUUUAUCAUAUCUGAUAUUAAACAAAUUUCUGUCUCAAUUUUUGUAUCAUCUUCAAGGCAGAUUUGCUACAUGAAUACUUGUUCAUACGGUUAAUUUAAUGGAUGAUAUUUUUUCAACUUGCUCUAUUAGGAUGUCGGUGAGAAUCUGUGUGGCAGUCUCAGAGUCAACGUAUGGUCAAAAUGAAUUGUUACAAUCUCUACGAUAGAUUAUGUAAUUUUUUGACGAAUCAAAAUCAUAAUCCUAACUGUUAUACAGAAUGUAUCAUUUGGUUUACAGAACACUUAUUUCUGUGAUAAAUUCAUACGGUUAAUUAAAUGGAUGAUAUUUUUUCAUACUUGAUCAAUGAGGAUAUCAAUGAUAACCUGAAUAGCAGUUCUAGAAUCUAAAAAAAUUAUGUUUACUUCCACCCGAAAAAUAUCUAUCACUUGGAAGUUUCCCGAAUCAAUUUUUGUCCCGUACGUGUGGUGAAUGACAUUGGCUACGGAAGUCGACCAAUUCAUUUAUAGACUGAUAUACAUUGAUCCAAUGGCUAAAUCAAUGUGGACUCCAAUCAAAAUGAAAUUGAACUGUAUCAGUUGUUAAAAUCGUUUCAAUAUAUUAAAAAUAGCACUAAUUCAGUAUCAUAAAUGAAGAUCAAUGUUUUUCGUUUUAUUAAGCGUAAAAUUGAGAAAAUAAAUUACAAAAUUUUAGUUUUACAACUUCAAUUAGUAUCAAUAACGGUAGAAACCAUGAAUGAUCACGGGUUCACUACAGAAGCACUUUUAAAAAGAGAAAAGUAAAAUGAUUAUCAUAUCUUGUCUGUUUUGAUAAAAAAUAUGACUGCAAAGAAAAUGAAAAGCCCUGAUAAUUAAUUACUUGAGAUAAUCUUCCAUCGUAAUCAUCAAGGACAUAUAUAAGUUUAAAUUGAAACUUGUUACACCUGUUACAUUUCGAAUCACAACUCAAGCUACUCAAAGUGAAAUCACUUGCCACUGUCCAACUAUUUAUUGAAUUGAAUAAACGCCAUGGACAUUUCAUUCAAAGGGAAACGUGCUCUUGUCACUGGCGCCGGAAGAGGAAUCGGUCGAGACAUUGUUAAAAGACUCGUCAAGCUUGGAGCAACUGUGGUAGCCUUAAGUAAAACCAAGGAGAAUCUUGAAUCGCUUAAAGCAGAGCUUCCUGAGAUUGAAAUCGUACCAUGUGAUCUUGCAAAUUGGGAAGAAACUCGAAAAGCUGUAGCUUCCUUGGAUACAAUUGAUUUGUUGGUCAAUAAUGCCGCUUAUGCUAAACUUGAUCCAAUUGGGGAAGUUGAUGAACAGACUUGUAAUUUGCAUUUUGACAUCAAUGUCAAAUCGAUCAUCAAUGUUACCCAAGAAGUGGUUAAAAAAUUGAAAGCUGCUGGCAAACCAGGAUCUAUUGUGAACAUUUCGAGUCAAGCUGGAAUGGUUGCUCUACAAGAUCAUGUUGCCUACUGUGCAUCAAAAGGAGCUGUUGAUCAAAUCACUCGAGUUUCUGCCCUUGAAUUGGGUCCUUUCAAUAUAAGAUGUAAUUCAGUUAACCCAACUGUCGUUGAAACUGAAAUGGGGAAAAGAGGAUGGGCUGAUCCAAUUAAACGACAAUGGAUGAUGGAAAGGAUUCCUCUUCGGAGAUUUGCUGAUAUUGACGAUGUUGUUGACGCGAUUGUUUAUCUUCUCAGUGAUAAAUCAGCCAUGAUCAACGGAGUUAUUUUACCCAUCGACGGAGGAUUUACAGCCUGUUAAUUUUGCCAGUUGCCCCAUAUUACCCGUUGCCUUCUAGUUCAAUGGUUACAGCUAUUUCAAGUUUUGAUAAAACAAAGAUUUUUUCAUUGCUCAUGACACGAGGGAAUUCAUUUAAUAUUAAUACGAAUCUAAUUAUUUCAAGUAAAACUAAUUUCCAUAAGUAACUGUAAAAUGAAAUAAAAAUAAGGUUAUGGCUUA
This is a messenger RNA of Tetranychus urticae (two-spotted spider mite), 2290 nucleotides long. The record is from RefSeq and is a predicted model, not a curated record. Lineage: Eukaryota; Metazoa; Arthropoda; Arachnida; Trombidiformes; Tetranychidae.